Molecule: messenger RNA, 1585 nt
Organism: Neocloeon triangulifer
Lineage: Eukaryota; Metazoa; Arthropoda; Insecta; Ephemeroptera; Baetidae
Product: C-type lectin domain family 4 member M-like
Exons: 9
Coding region: 158-1063 (301 amino acids)
Biological process (GO): biological process involved in interspecies interaction between organisms
Cellular component (GO): external side of plasma membrane
Molecular function (GO): carbohydrate binding
Source: RefSeq, a predicted model, not a curated record
UCAUAUGACGCUCAACAAGCACCCAACUUUAUUGCUUUAAGUCCGCUAACUGGUUCCUAUGUCAUUAUUCGUAAUUAUGUCGAGGGCGACUUGCGUGACCUGAUACAAAAGACGCGAGAUUUGGCGAAUUAGAGAAUAGCUUUUUCACUCUGAAAGGAUGAAAAAGACAAAAGGUCGCUUGUGUUUGGUGCAGAUGUGGCUCCUCGCCGCCAUCAGCGAGCUCUAUGCAGAUCAAAUUGACUUGCUGCAGCAACAAGUCCAGACUCUGACUACACAGGCAAGACUUUCAGACGUGCUUAUCAAACAGCUGCUCGAAAAAGUGGACAACGCAGUGGAGGAGUUGAAGGCAAUGAAGCAACAGUGGUCUGCGGCAAACCACAUCAACGACGACGCACUCACCCUGUCAGAAAAACAGGCAAACGUUUCCAAAGUUUCGAAAACGGAUAACAGGAUCGAGCAGUUGGAGCAGCAAGUGUCUACUUUUGCAAGGGAGAAAACCGAAUUGGCAAAAAUGCUACGUCAGGCAAUUGAAGUAAUCGACUCGCUGAAAGGAAAAAGUGGAAACGCAAGUACUGUCUGUCAGGAGCAACUCGGAACACGCCAAGAAAAAUUUUUUAAAUUCAACUUUACGGUGAAAUGCUCCCUCGCAGGCGCACAAUCAGAAAAUUUGACGCGGUUGUCCAACGGAAAGAAAUAUUUCUUUUCUGAUCCAAUUCAAGGAAACUGGACUUUUGCCGAUGAAUAUUGCAAGGGGAUGGGCCUUCACCUGGCCACAAUCAGGGACCAAGCCGACCUGGAUGAGACCUGGUCACGCUUUCAAUCUUCAUUUUCCUAUCCGGUUUAUUGGUGGUUGUCGGCCAAGAAUUACGGAAGUGGCAAAAAAUCCGACUUCCGCUGGCACGACGGCUCAAAGCUGCCACUAAUGAGCAACCUGUGGAGGGAAAAUGCUAAAAAACUCAAGGGCUGCGUGUAUUCUUCGAAUGGCGGCACCCAAAACUUGAACGACGGUUCAUGCAGUUUGAAUAUGUAUUUUAUUUGUGAACUUCCGAGCGAGUGUUACUGACCUGCGAUUUUCCCUUAAAUAGGAACCACGCGCGUGCAAUUAUAAUAAUAAUAUUCUCAUUUUUAAACAAAAUCCCCAAUUUUCAAAGAAAUAGUUAAAAGAAUCGUGUAUAAUCAAUUAAGUCAAUUUUUUCCUAAAACUUUUAGAAAUUUCGAUUGAAUAUUGUCUCAUUUUUUGUCAUCUGCGUCGCAAAGGCAAAUUAAAAAUCGUGAACUUGCGUUUUUGUUUACGCAAGUUAAUUACAGAGAUAGAAACGCAAAAAGCACUAAAUCAAUUUGAAAUGUUGGCUAAGAGUAUUUUUCAGUUUUCCUGUUCACAGGGUUUUUUAUUGCGAGCUAGCAAAUCUUCUGCAAACAAAUUUUAUUUAGUUUCAUUGGAAAAAUAGUAGUAUCAAAUCUUAAUUUAUAUUAUUAGUACUGAUUGAUAAUUAUAACUAUAGCCUCUAUAACAUAUUAUAAUCGUUAUAAAUCUAUAAGUUAUACUGUGAAUAAAUUUUCUCAUGUAGAGUAGUUUCUAAUUUGU